Sardina pilchardus (European sardine) is the source of this 5774-nucleotide messenger RNA. It is a transcript of the gene tmem170b, whose product is annotated as transmembrane protein 170B. Gene Ontology annotation, biological process: negative regulation of canonical Wnt signaling pathway. The record is from RefSeq and is a predicted model, not a curated record. The coding region runs from base 174 to 662 and encodes 162 amino acids. Gene Ontology annotation, cellular component: plasma membrane. Lineage: Eukaryota; Metazoa; Chordata; Actinopteri; Clupeiformes; Clupeidae. The transcript is spliced from 3 exons.
CCUUGCCGUCCUCAUCAUGGCUCCGAACCAGCCGCCGUCCUCCUGGGCAAGGAGCAGACGAGCCAGUGGUCCCUCGAUUUCCAGACCGGCGAAGAACGUCAAGCCGAAACAGAGGCACCGGUAGAUAGGGGCGCACCGGGGGUAAGCCUCCUCUUGGCACCCUGGUCUCCUCGAUGUCUUCGUCAAGAGCCACGUACAGCCAUUUGACAAAGAGGGGUGCGAACCCGGGCGGCGGCGGCGGUAACGGCAGCAGUGGCAGCGGCAGAAACAUGAACAGGGAUUAUUCUAUUAAUCUGUCGGUGCAGCAAGUGCUGAGUCUCUGGGUGCAAGGCACGGUACCGAGGCUCCAACACUUUACAGAGAUGUGGUACUGGGUGUUCCUGUGGUGUCUGUUCUCGUCUCUGUUUGUGCACGGGGCGCUGGGGCUGCUGAUGCUCGUCAUGCUGCAGAGGCACCGGCGCGGACGCCUCAUCACCCUCGUGCUCAUCAGCGUCGGAUUCCUGGCCUCCCUCACGGGGGGCGUCAUCACCAGUGCAGCAGUAGCAGGUGUGUACCGUGGAGCAGGCAAGGACAUGGCACCGCUGGAGGCCCUAGUGUUUGGCGUGGGCCAGACCACCCUCACCGUCCUCAUCUCCUUUUCCCGCAUCCUGGCCACUCUCUAAUUGGACACACAGAGUGACUGACACACCUGUCCACCAAUGGACACAAGGCACAGGCAGGAAGAAGUGGGACUGGGCUUGCGAUAGGUCCAGCAUGAGGAUGCGAAGGAUAGGAGGCUGGAUGUGAGCAUGUCAGCCCCACUGGAUGUGAUGCAACUUCCUCUCUGGACAAAUGUCUGGCGCUAAGGCCAGGGACUUGGAUGAAGGGCACUCUUUGACAAGCGCCGACGCAUCUAUGGGGUGGCCCAUACGAGAUUUCAGGAGGUGGUUCGAUUCCUAUGGACGACGCAGCCGCAUUCAGUGGCCGCCCAGCCGACUGAACUGAUACUUUGCGCAUCUAUGUCUGUGCCAACGGCCUUUGGCAAGUCAAGCCAGCAUUGUAGAGCAGCGUAACAACAGCAUGGCUGUCUCUCCCGAGAAAUCUCCUCAUCGCUUUCUGAUGUUUUUGUUGCACUUGCAGGAUUAAAAAAAAAAAAACAUCUCCCACUUAAAAAAAAAGAAAACAGUGAAAUAAUCAAAGCCGUAAGGUUAAACAAAAAAUAAUUAACUCCAGUUUCUGUCGAGAGCUAAAACAAACAAAUACAAAAGCCACUUACACACUCUCUGGCUGUUCUGGACUGGUGUGGAUAUUCUAACCAUUCCUUCUCGUGUCAUGGCUGAACAGUCAGUCUAACAGUGCUCGUACUGUAUGUGUUUUGUGAAGGACAAAGACGAGAAAUGGCUAAUGCUUUUGCACUUUCUAAAUGUUGGAAUCUGCCACCUCCCCUGACUAAGAGUUGUGUGAAUUCCUCUUGCCAUUGAGGCUGCAUUGAACAGCAAAAAAUGCCUUAGUUAUCAUGAACCCAGAAACAGUGCAGUUCAUCUAUGGCCUGACUUAGUAUUUACAAACAAGCUAUACGCUAUAGCAGGAGAUAAUAGGCCUAAUAAUUAUUAUGCUUUGGAAGUUUCGAAACCUUUGUUGUUCGUGUCUUGGAAGUCACUUCUUGUGUAGUCUGUGUCAUCCAUAGCUAUCAUGCCAUUCUAAACAAGGCAGAAGUGUGUAAACUGUGUUGUGGAGCAAAACUUCAGUUAGUUGUAAACUGUACAGGAGAGGUCUUCAUGUUAACUGAGGCAUUGGUGCCAUGCUUUCAAAGUAGGCCUAGUGUUCGUAAUGGUUGUGGUGCGUGUACAUCUUUUUUAACCUUCUCCUCUCCUCCUCUCUUCCCAUCUCCACCCUCUUUAUCCAGCAUUUUUGAGGCAAUAGAACCCCCCAAAACUACCCUCAAACUACCCCUAACCUGCCCCCACCCUGCUGGGUAAGAUCUCCCUUUUUUACCCUCAAGCCUUACAAAUUGGAACUGAGGUUUUCUUUUGAGUGUGUGAAAAGAGUGACUUGCAGCACUCCUGUUUUAAGUGUCUGCCCCUUCUGCUCCUCAUUUUUAACUCACAGGGACUUCCUGUGUUAGGAGUAACAUUGGGUAUCCAUCGAGUCUUACAUGGCCAUGUUUUUUGUAGUUUAUGAAGUCGUAAUUUUCCAUUUUUCUUAUCAAAGAUGUGCUUAAAUCAUGGCAAGUGAUUUACACCAAUGCUAGAUCUAGCAAGCUCUUCAAAACAUGUGAAAACCUCCACAGAAUAUCUGUUUGGGGCAAAACAGAUUGAACUUUGAGAUAUUACUGAUUACAGAAACCCAUGACUUAUGAAGAGUUUUAGAAAUUUGGAAAAUCCGGGCCUUAACUGAUCAAACGUGUUGCUAUGGAGGUUCUGUGAGGCUUCGUCCCCUGACUCCCUGUAGGCCCAAGGUGCUGUGUCUCGUGGUUGAUGACAAGUACACUGAUGUUGGGCUGCAACAAUUACUCAAUUAAUUGAUUAGUUGACAACUAUUGAAUUGAUCAGUCUCUAUUUUGUAAUCCAUUAAUCAAUUGGAGUACUUUUUAAAGGGAAAAAUCUGUGAACUGGUACUACUCUAUGACAAGUGGAUAUCUGGUGUAGACAAAACAAGUCAUUUGAGACCUUUUUUAGACCCAACAACUAAUCUAUUAAUCGAGAAAAUAAUCAAUAGAUGAAUCAAUUAGGAAAAUAAUUGUAAGUUGCAGCCUUUCGCUGAAGCUCUUGGCCCUCCUGGUCUUCCUUGGUCUCUGGUUGGCCAAUGGCUGUUGGCUUAUUUGCCAUAAACCUCUAGGUUCAGGGGUGAGGGAUGAGCCUGUGUUGUCAUUUCCUUUUCCUCCCAGUGUUUUUUUUUCCAUUAUGAGAAAGGAAAGAUUGUGAAGUUAGUCUCUGUGGGGAACCAUUGGGAAGAUUGACAAUAUUGAAUGUGUUUCUUUUUUUUCUUCUUACUUUGAUUUGAUUUCACUUUAUUGGAAAAAAAGAUAUGUAUUAUUAAGUUAAAGGGAAAUACAUCUUAUUUGAUACUAUACAUAUGGCUUCCCAUACCCAAGCCUCUCAUAUUGCCGUUGACCUCUUUGUGAAAUCAAAUUCAAUUUCUCGGGAACGUGUCCAAGCUCCCCAAGUCUUUUGUUUGUCCAAACAACUCAGACCCGCUUUUAGAGCAUGGGUGAUCUUUCUAAUGGAUUCAAUGCGUUUCAUUAUAGACUAUGAUGAAACUUCUAUAGUGAUUUUAUGGACAAAGGAUGAGGACAUUUCAUUCACAUGGUCUGGCUGAGUUUAUAAGCAAACCACUGGCUGUGUGAAGCUAACUAUGAGGUAGUGUCUGUGUAACAAACUGAUACCAACGCACUACUACAGCAUUGACAAGUGUUUGUGUUCAUUUAUGCCAAAGCAUUCCCAAGCACAUUAGCUUUAGUUGUGUAAUAUUUUUUUAAAGAAAAUAAUUUACAAAUGUUUGAUUUUAAUACAAUGUGAAAAGUAUUAUCUUAAAUGUUUUUUGUCAUUACAUAUCUGCACUCUUCUGAGUCCAAAGGCAACAGAACAAGUUGUUGUGAUAUAUCUGAAUGAUCCUUAAGUAUGAAUACUGCACUUAGCGGUCUUUUAUUUAUUUAUUUUAGUACUUAUGUAACUGUCAUGAUUCACCUUCAGUACUGAUCUUAACCACAAGUGGGCGACAGUGUGAUGUAUUUGGCCCUCAGUACCCAAACUAGAGAGAGUAAAAGAAAGAAGUGAUUGUUCCCUUGUGUAGGCCUACAGCAGAUGUGUACAGCUGUAUCAGUCAUGGAACAUUUAUGUGCUUUUUUUUUACCCAAAUUGUUUUAUGUUUUCAUUCGGAAAGCAAAUUAUUGGCUAUUAAAGUUGUGGCAGAAACUAUGUUAGUGGAAAUUGUAGGGAAAAGAUUACUCAAAGAUGUUACAUCAUCUUAAAAAUGCAUUAAUGGUCAAAAAUGAAAUAAUGUCAGCCGUCUCAGACAUAUAAAGUGCAACGAGGAAGAUAACUAAUUUUUUAGAGUGGAAUGCCACCAGUUUUGUUAUGCGAUCAAUGGGUAGUAUUCGAGCGUACAUGAAUGACCAUAAUAUCCUAAUGAAGUCAGGUUUCUGCUCUGUUUCCAGAGCAGUAGCUUUCGCGUCGUCUGUGUAGUCUUUUCCAUUGCGCUAGUGGCUGUGUGUGUUUUAGCUGAUAAAAGUGACACUGUGUGUUUUCAAUGGUGGCUGAAAAACAACUGUGACAUCUGAGUGUAGUUUUUUUUCUAGGUGUGUGUGUGUGUGCCUGUGUAUGUGUGUGUGUGUGUGUGUCUGUGCAUAGUGGAACAUAUAUUAGUGCUUAAUGCUGUUCUGUACGUCAAGGCAGUUUUACUAGUCUAGCCGCUCGCUGCUAAAAUAGAAGAUGACGUUUUCGCUCCCGACUACUAGUCUACUGCAUUGUCCAGGGAAACCCCAGAAAGUGAGUGGAGGAUGACCUCUGGGAUUGACCUUUGUAGACACAGACAUCAAUGCAAACUUGAGGUCUUGGCACCAGGAAGUGAUUCACUCCCAUUAUGGGAUCAGGCCUGAUGAUCUUGAGUUGUGUUACGUUUGAGGUUUUUUAUUAUUAUUAUUAUUAUUAUUAUAAUUAUUACUAUAAUUAUUUUACUUUUAUUUUCCAUGCCAAGGGCCAUCCUGAAAUGUCUUACUUUAUGUGACAAACCUGAAAACUCCCUUGCAAACGAAAAAAAAAGUCUCUCUAAAGCGAAUGUGAAGGGUUCAUUUUGGUUUUAAUGUUUUUUUUUUUUCUUACUGUCUUUUAAUCUAAUUUGUUGUUGCCUUCCCAGCCUUUGUGUGGGACCCAUACUCUUGCUUGUUCUUUUCCUGAGAGGAGACUAUUUUGCGUUUAUGAAUUUGCACAUUGGCCCUUUACUGUACAUAACAAUUAUUAAGUCACCUGGAGGGACUUGUAUUGUAUCCACAGAGUGACCAGUCCUAUACACAACUGAAGUACUUUUAGAGGGCAGUAUUUCAGUACAUGUAAGAUGUGUUUGUCUAACAGGAAUAGUCCUAUUUUGAAUUCUAAUAGACUGGUGUUUAUUUGCCAUGUGUGGUCGAUACAAUGAGUGUGUGAAGGUGGGAUUUGGCAGGUUCUAGGCCCCGUGUCAUGGAUGCGACUGUGUGGUUGUUGGUGGUGGGGGGAGCACUGUAAUAUACUGCUAAAAGGGGAGGUCAGAGUCUCUGGUGAUCUCGGUACAGUCCGAUACAGAUCUCCAAACGCCAUGUCUCUGGAUCCUUAAACCACCUGCAGAGACGAAGAGCCAUAUCUGUCUUCUGUGUUUUUCACCAAAUCCACACCGCACUCAAUCACCCGCCCUCCCCCACCGCUCACACAUACACACACACACACACACACACACAAACACACACACAGACACACACACACAGACACAAACACACACACACACACACACACACACACACACACACACACACCUAUCCAUGUGCCUGCCCGCGCUAUACACCGGUGAUUGAUUGCAUGCGUGAAGCGAUUGUUGAGUCAGAAAUAUUUGUUUGCGGGCCGGGAUUAGGACAAUCCUUAAUACGUCGCUCUGCAGAAGGAAGAACCCAAGUGGCACCUGUAGAUACUGUUUAAUAUGUUCUUUUUUAAUUUUCUACUGGCAGACAGCUGUGGUUUAUAAAUGGCUUAUUUAUGUACAAAAGGUAUCCUGUACAUACCCUGCCAUCAAUUGAAAUAAAAUCUUUUGCAGUAAAAAAAAAAACGGCU